UUUGGAUGUUUGAUCUUAUGUCAUUUGGGUUCCUCUGCGGGUCUGAAGGGAAGAGUUGUAGGCUGAGAUGGUUCAACCAGCUGGACCCCAGGAUCAACAGAAGGCCUUUUACCGAGGAGGAAGAGGAGAAGCUCAUGACUGCUCACAGAUUCUAUGGGAACAAAUGGGCUAUGAUUGCGAGGCUUUUUCCAGGUAGAACCGACAAUGCAGUUAAGAACCACUGGCAUGUCGUCAUGGCCAGGAAGUAUAGGGAGCAAUCAGCUGCAUAUAGAAGGAGAAAGCUUGGCCAAGAAGUACUGCACCACCACAGACUCGACGAAGCUGCUGCAGCAAAGGCCACAGCAGCACCAAGAACAGCCUAUGGCUCUACCAGCGGCUCCUUUCCUUCCUUUCCUUUUCUUGCCGCCGUUGAUGCCUCCGCUGGCGCUCAUCACAUGCCGCACUACUCGGGGGAUUCACUCUCAAAUUGCAGUGGCUUUUCUGCUGAAGGAACACCCUUCGAUUUCUUCUCUGGUACGUGCCGUCUAUCCUCACCUCCUCCUCUUCUACCAUGCGCUAGUGCAACUGCUUGUUCUCAGUCUUCUUCUACCUUAAAUACGACACAUUUAUUGUUGCAUGUAUGGGUUUCACCGUUAAAUUUUCUCAAAAUGGGAGUUGAAAUCACAAGUAGAUCCUCCAAGAAGCUAAGCAGGGAAAGAGGGCAAAACAUGAGAAGACUAAGCUUAAACCUAAAAGAAGACCUUAUGAUGGCAUCACUUCCUCUUUCUCUAGUCGUGUUUGGUUCUGAGCAUUUGCAGAUAACAAGGUUCACGAGAAGGAAAGCUUCUACGGCAACAUGUCAUCGGACAUGCCGACUGUUGAGCCCUUCGUGGGCUUUAACCAUCAUUCUCCGGUCGGCUCGGCGGUGCAGCGAUCGAACCACUUACCCCACGAGUCUGCCACUGAGACACCAUCUGAAGACAACAGCGAGAGCAGCCACGUUGAUGCCGCAGUCUCACCAACUUUCAUAGAUUUCCUCGGAGUA
Musa acuminata AAA Group (dessert banana) is the source of this 1024-nucleotide messenger RNA. Its product is annotated as transcription factor CSA-like. The transcript has a single exon. Gene Ontology annotation, cellular component: nucleus. The record is from RefSeq and is a predicted model, not a curated record. Gene Ontology annotation, biological process: regulation of DNA-templated transcription. Gene Ontology annotation, molecular function: RNA polymerase II cis-regulatory region sequence-specific DNA binding; DNA-binding transcription factor activity, RNA polymerase II-specific. NCBI's taxonomy places the organism in Eukaryota, Viridiplantae, Streptophyta, Magnoliopsida, Zingiberales, Musaceae. Bases 6 to 1010 code for a protein of 334 amino acids.